GGAGGGGGUGAGUUGCCUGGUUCGAAAGGGACUGAAAUGUCCUUCAUAUAAACCGGUGACAAAGUGGCGAGCAGCGGCCACACAGACAGCAGGAGACCGAGCACCGAGCAGCCGCUAGAUCCGCAGCGACACACCGGGGAGAACUGCACGCGAGAGGAAGCAACUAAUCCGGAGCAUUCAUCACAACACCGACAGACCUGUGAUUGGCUGUAAAGAUGGGUGUCACCUCUCGUCCACUGCUAUUGGCUGGAGCUUAUCUGUUGGCCGCUCUGAUUGGUGGAGCCCACUCUGAGGGGGUGUGUCUUCAAGACGCUAAGCACAAGGCCACGCCCAGUCCAGAGCCCAACCUGACGGAGUGUGGGCUGUACGCUGACAACAGCUGCUGCACAGAAGAAGACAUUCCGGACGUCUCCCAUGUUCCCUCGGCUCUCAACAAGAACAAACCCUGGGACAAGUGCGGUCCUCUGAGCUCUGAGUGUGAAGGUUUCCUGAAGCGAGUGUCAUGUUUCUACCGCUGCUCUCCGGACGCCGCGCGCUGGCCUCACCCUCAGAGACGCUCCUACAUCCAGGCGGUGCCGCUCUGCCACAGCUUCUGCAGGGACUGGUGAG
Notothenia coriiceps (black rockcod) is the source of this 609-nucleotide messenger RNA. RefSeq names its product riboflavin-binding protein-like. The transcript is spliced from 4 exons. Gene Ontology annotation, molecular function: signaling receptor activity; riboflavin binding; riboflavin transmembrane transporter activity. NCBI's taxonomy places the organism in Eukaryota, Metazoa, Chordata, Actinopteri, Perciformes, Nototheniidae. The record is from RefSeq and is a predicted model, not a curated record. Gene Ontology annotation, cellular component: external side of plasma membrane. The coding region runs from base 216 to 608 and encodes 130 amino acids.